This is a messenger RNA of Babesia ovata, 2841 nucleotides long. RefSeq names its product Extracellular matrix-binding ebh, putative. The transcript has a single exon. NCBI's taxonomy places the organism in Eukaryota, Apicomplexa, Aconoidasida, Piroplasmida, Babesiidae. The record is from RefSeq and is a predicted model, not a curated record. The coding region runs from base 1 to 2841 and encodes 946 amino acids.
AUGGCGUCCACCUACACUCAGCUUGCCAAAGUGGUCCCAAAGUUGCACGCCUCGAGUCAAUUUACACUUGACGACAUCGAAUGUCAACCCGCUGCAAUUGGCACAGCCGUCGAGCAAAUUAAGGCGGAGCUCAAAGAGCUUAGAGAGAGGUUGAAAGGCAAGCAUGGCAGUAAACAAGAUGUCAUCACCGCUUUGACGAUUUUGAAACGCGAUGGAUUUAGCUCUGGUGAGUGGGAGAAUGGCACAUAUAUUUGGAAAGGUCAAUCUCUCAGUGGCCUUGGGAAAAUCGAAGAGGACCUUCAAAAGCAGAAUGAUGAAUUGCCACUACAGACGAAAAUUAUUGAUGACGCUGUGAAAGAAAUUAAUUGGCAUCUUGUCAUGCUCGGUGUCAGGUUGUCUGAUCCCUGGACUCCUGAUGACAUAUUGGACUACAUGGGACAAUUACGAAGAAAGCUUGGCAAAAACGGGAACAAAGAUAAAGAAAAUCUUCAAGCAAUUUACAAUGUGAUCGCUGGGCUGCAAAGGGAUCAAUUUACUUCCAAUCCCAAAACCAUCGGAGAAGCCAACGAGGCAAUCAAGGGGGAACUCAGAGACCAGAGGAGCACGCUGGACAGUGAGGUCAUCAAGACGCUGACCAAUUUGAUAAGCAAGGGGAUGAGUGAAACGUGGGAUGAGAAGAACAUUAAUGGCCUCUCAAAAAUACAUGGUGAGCUUAGCACUCAACAAAGUGAGUUGAAUGAACAACCACAAAAUAUCCAAAAUGGCGUCAGCCUAAUCACCGGGGAGCUUAUCAACCUCAGAGGAACGUUGCAAAAUCAUGUAACUAAAAAGCUGCAAAAAUUACAAAAAGAUGCACUUGGCGAUGGACAAACUUGGCAUAUUGACGAACAUUCUGCCACAGGCCUCACUCAAAUCACCACAGACAUCGAGACCAUAAAAACAGAGAACGUUAAGGACGUGAAGGACAAACUCAAGGAGCUGUGCACGGCGAUAAGAAUUGAGGCCAACGAGUCAAGCAGGGACUUAAAGCGUCUGAAAGGUGACGGUCUUAAUGAGUUAAGAAGCAUUUACAGUGACCUUUACGAUUUGUACUUCGGCCCGCUGGACAAUGUCAUUCAAUUACUCAAGAAGUUUGAUAAAUACGCCGACGAGGCCGCUAAAAGAAUUAUCGCAGACCUCCACGCUUUCGUCGACCAGGAGAUCAAGGAAGCCGAAGAGACUCUUAUCAGGGAGGCACGCCGGCAAUAUGUCUCCAACAUCAAGGAGGCGCUGAAGGCCUUCGCCCAGAAGGUGGAGGAAGAAUUGAGUCCCUUGCCUCCGUUAAUAAACGGGGAUCUGCAGAUAGGGUAUAAGGGGUUUGUGUAUGAUUUCCAGCAACGCUUCGAGUCUCACAUCUCCCCUCUAAAGGGUACGCUGCAACUCGACGCCCUGUCCACAGGCUUCAAGCGGUUCCACCUGGCGCUCUCGGGAUACCUCAGCACAGAGAUCAGGAGGGUGCACAGCGAGGAGAGUAAAAAGAAGAAUCCCUCACUGCCUCCGGCAGAGGAUCACUACGCCGAGAGGCUUUACGGCGUCACCCACGCGCUAGAGGAGUUGCUGGAGCACAUCGGCAGGGAGAAACGUUUCGACCGCAGACUUCCCGAAAUGCUCGAUAAACUUACCAAGGCAGUCGGAGCCCUGCGACCGGAGAAAUUCGCCAAAGUCACAACUCCGAUACUCGACGGCGUGGCGGAGGCAGCGGACAAGUUUGAGAAGGAACUGAGAACAGUGUACAUCUCCACAUACGACGGGGCCUUCGGGGACUGCGUGCUCUACCACGCGGCGAAAAAGACGCACACCCCGGAGGCCUCCAAAUGCGCCUUCGUUCUGCUGACAAUAACCGACACGCUGUUCCGCGAUUUGAACGAGCUCAGAAUGAAAUGCGCAGAUGAGUGGUCUCAUAUGUUAAUAAAUCCAUUCACCCCCCUGGGCGCCUUCCUCCAGCAACGCGGCUACCGGGUCACCUCGGCGGGCGUUCCGGACGGCGAGCUCAGGAACGACAGUGACUGCAGCGGCCAGAAGAUUAGAGAGCUCACCGAUAAUAUCAUGGAGCCACUCGACGAACUCCACGACAUGCUCAAGUGUUACCUGCGUCUCUGUCACUUGCGUGUUCCCCCUGAGCCACGGUACCCCGGCACCGUCAGGGACAUUCUCGCGUGGUUCGCAGGGCUUCCUUACUCCGUGCUCUAUGAGCGCGUGCAGGCGCAUUGCAACGUCCUGUUCAGGGGCGAGGGUGAUGCAGUGGUCAAGCAUUGCUUGGGAUCCAUCCCAGGCGCACUCAGCCUUGUCACGCACCGCUGCAGCGCCCUGCUCACCACCAUUUGCGGUAACGGCAGAGGCUUCGACCACGCCGACUACCCCUACGCCUGCAACUUCUGGGACAACUCACGCGGCCUCCACUACCCCUCAGACCUCGCCGAUUUGUUACAUAUGCUGACUCAUUUAUGUAAAUGUUUGCUACUUGCACUCAACUUUUUGCGCGCACGAUGCAAAUAUGAUGCUGCCACGGGCCACGGCUGGCGCGACUGCCAGUACGGCAGAAGCGUCCCCGCCGCCAGCUGGCAAUGUAACAAGCACUUAAUGUGUGAACCAAAUGGCCGACCAACGUGCCGACCAAAUGGCCAACCUAUGUGCCAGUCAACGUGCCAACCAAAAUCCCCGCUACAGGCCCAUUUGAUGGACCAUCUGGCGGGCUUCCUACCGCAUAAGUUGGCCUCCGUCGGUUGUGACUCGCAGUGCGACACGUGUUCUAUCGCAUCCCCGGCAUGCCCUGUGUCACGCCCAUGGGCUUCUGGGACCUGA